UUUGAUAACGUGAAAUUUUUCACUUUUAAAUAAUGGAUAAUAAAAAUUCUUUUGAAACGAUUUCAUCCACAAGUAUAUUACAAUCACUAAACCAUUCAAAUUGGAUGCAAAAUUAUAAAAAUGAUCAAGUUGAAAAAAUUAACGAACUUUUGUCACAUAUUAAAAGUUUACAAUUAAAAAAUUUUCAAAUGGAUAUUUGUAUUAAAAGCGCCGAGAAAAGUGCGAACCAACGGAAACAAUUUAUUGAAAACUGUGACACGAUAAAUAACGUUAUUAUACUACACGAUUUAAAUGAUAAUUUAUCGUUACUAGGGCUUACAGAAGAUACUAAAGAACAAAUACCAUAUAAUUCAAGUUUAAAAUUGAAAUGUUUCAUUUAUGGAUAA
Molecule: messenger RNA, 386 nt
Organism: Chrysoperla carnea
Lineage: Eukaryota; Metazoa; Arthropoda; Insecta; Neuroptera; Chrysopidae
Exons: 3
Coding region: 33-386 (117 amino acids)
Source: RefSeq, a predicted model, not a curated record